Bombus pascuorum is the source of this 874-nucleotide messenger RNA. RefSeq names its product ATP synthase subunit C lysine N-methyltransferase. The transcript has 5 exons. Gene Ontology annotation, cellular component: mitochondrion. Bases 146 to 769 code for a protein of 207 amino acids. The record is from RefSeq and is a predicted model, not a curated record. Gene Ontology annotation, biological process: positive regulation of proton-transporting ATP synthase activity, rotational mechanism; regulation of mitochondrial ATP synthesis coupled proton transport; peptidyl-lysine trimethylation. Gene Ontology annotation, molecular function: protein-lysine N-methyltransferase activity. NCBI's taxonomy places the organism in Eukaryota, Metazoa, Arthropoda, Insecta, Hymenoptera, Apidae.
AUGUUUCAAGGUAGAUACGCAAUGUGUAUGCAAACGUGUUUUGAGAUUAGUAUUUCACAAUGCUCGUGGAUUGCAUCCUAUGAAUGCAUGUUACAAAUAUAAAUAAAGAAUUUUUAUAUUGUUGACAACUAUACAAGUAUACAAAAUGUCAGAGGUUAAUGAAAUAAAUGAUAUAAUUAAUAAUAUCAAUCCAUCACAAAAAAUACCGCAAAAGGCAUCAAAACUUGGCUUAUAUCUUAUUGGAAUAACAGGAGGCAUUGCAACAGCUAUUAGUGUGAUAUGUAUUCCAUUUGUGAGUCCUGCCUUUCGCAAAAUAUGUUUGCCUUAUGUACCAGCUACGUCUCAGCAAAUAAGAAAUGUAUUGCAAGCUUUAGAAGGACGUACUGGUUCUUUGAUUGAUCUUGGAAGUGGUGAUGGGCGUAUAGUCUUUGCAACAGCAAAAGCAGGAUUUAAAGCUCAUGGAAUUGAAUUAAAUCCUUGGUUAGUAUGGUACUCUAGAUUAAAAGCUUUAGUCACAAGUUCAUCUUUGCAGACAAAAUUUAUAAAACAGAAUUUAUGGAAUCAUAACUUAAAAAAGUAUGAUAAUAUUGUGUUAUUUGGUGUUGAUCAAAUGAUGAAAGAUGUUGAAAUAAAGUUUAUUAAAGAGCUACAAGAAGAUUCUGUUAUAAUUGCUUGUAGGUUUCCACUUCCUACUAUAAGUGAAAUAAAAACAAUUGGUGAAGGUGUUGAUACGGUUUGGAUAUACAAGAUUUCAAAAAGUUUAAAAUAGUAUAAUUAAAUAUGAAUUUUAAAAUAUUUAUAAACAUUGUAAAUAUUGCGUAAUUAUAAAUAAAUUACACUGUAUAAAUCAUGAUACAUAUCAUAAGUAGAUAAU